AACAGUGGACUCAAGUGUAACAAUUGUGAGGAUGACACAGGACCGGGCAGUGUUUCGUUCUGUUGUACGUGGGGUUGCUAUGAGUUAGAAGUGACUUGACAGCGUCUAACAACAACAGACUUAUAGAUAUGAAAAAACACAGUGUUUGCUGUGGAACUAAACUACUGAGUAAUUUUUGAAGCUUUCUAGAGCACUUUCCUAGAGGAAUGAGAUGAGAGCCAGAUGGUAUUCUGAUCUUUGCAAACCAGGCUGUGAUGCAGAGCCCCACUAUAUUUUAAUUAAUCAUGUUAAUAAAUUUCUAAAUCAAUUUCUUUUAGGACAAGAAAACCAGCUUGUGGCACUGAUUCCCUAUAGUGAUCAGAGAUUAAGGCCACGAAGAACAAAGCUGUAUGUGAUGGCGUCUGUGUUUGUCUGUCUGCUUCUUUCCGGAUUAGCUGUGUUUUUCCUUUUCCCUCGCUCUAUCGAUGUGAAGUACAUUGGAGUAAAAUCAGCAUAUGUUAGCUAUGACGUUCAAAAGCGUACAAUAUAUUUAAAUAUCACAAACACGCUAAAUAUAACGAACAAUAACUAUUAUUCUGUUGAAGUUGAAAACAUCACUGCACAAGUUCAGUUUUCAAAAACAGUUAUUGGAAAGGCACGCUUAAACAACUUAACCAGUAUUGGUCCACUUGAUAUGAAACAGAUUGAUUACACAGUACCUACUAUUAUAGCAGAAGAAAUGAGUUAUAUGUUUGAUUUCUGUACACUGAUAUCCAUCAAAGUACAUAACAUAGUACUCAUGAUGCAGUAAGUAUGAUUCUUUUUCCUUUGAAAGAUAUUUUUUGUUAAAACUUUAUAUUUAUCACAUUGGCUUAUAGCAUAUAGAGCAUAUUAGCUUUAUAAGAGUGCUGUGAGGUAGGAUAAAUACUAUCCUCUCUACAAAUGAGUAAAGGAGAGAUUACAGUAGUAGUGAAGGAUCUCAUGGCUGAUAAAUAGUGAAUCUAGGCAUUGAAAAACUCAGGAAAAUGGUAGGGGUUGGGUAAAGAGGAAGUCUUAGUUCGACAUCCAGUGCCUUUCUGCCUUGCUAAAUUUUUGUUAACAGUAAAGAGGAGGAGAAGAUAGUAAAAUCAAGUAGGACGUCCCUAAAAGGGGUACAGAUUUUGUCUUUAAGGACAGUCGUGUUGGAAUAUGCUGUGAGUAAGCAGGUCCUAUCCUGUGAUAUCUUGUGUUUGGAAGAAAUCAGCUUUUUAAUUGUUCCAGGAUGAACUAGAUUCUGGUUUAGGAAAGGAAAUAAAAAAACAUUGAUAUGAUUUGAAAAGGUGCUCCAGAGCUCAUGGUAGAUAAGAUUGGGGCAGUCAGCAGUAAAGUAGGAUGGGAUUAGGGUGGAAGGACGCUGGACUGAGAAUGAGAAAGAAUGAGCAGCCUAAGUGUUUGCAUGUUACGUAUUUCCUAGCACCUGUAGAGCAAGAGGUCAUAGGCUGGUCUAAAAAUUCUCAAUAGGAAAUAAAAUUGACUAGGUGUCAAAAUUGUCUGAAGGUUUAGGGCUUAGAAUUGGCAUAGUCAUGAUCGGUGCAAAGCAUAACCAUCCUUUGAGUUCAGGAUUUGCACCUUCACUGCAUGAAGGCAUGCUAGGGCAUGAGCUCGAGAAGCCUGGGUCAACCAUGAUUUUCUUUCUUCUUCCUAAAUGUUUAUUUUUAAUUUUUCAACAUAAUUAUAUUUGUAACUUGAGAUAUAAUACCAUUAUUUUGACUUUUUUUUGUAAAUGCAAAAUUUUCUUUAAAAAUGCUUCAAAUUUUUUGAGACCAGGAUUAAAUUUAAGAGCAGAGCAGUGAUAUUUAUUGGGAUUUCACAAUUAUAAUUUGAUUUUUAUAAUCUCUUUUAAAAAUGAUAAUUCCCAUACUAUCCCACUUCUUAAAAUUAGACAUAAUGAAAUUAGUGAAAGUAAGCAAAACUUUCCAAGAAUCUCUAAAAACUACCUCUCUUCCUUUUAAUUUCAUUUCAUUAUUAGCUUUGAUGAUGAACAUUUUCUUAAUUUAGUUCUUUCAAGUUAGUAUUGUAGCAGUAUUGUUUUUUACUUUUUAAAUUGUAAAUCUAAGUAAGGUAUUCUAGCUGUAUCAUGAUUAAAUAGGCUUUGUGGAAUCAGCCUGAAAACCUGAGCACAAUUUUUCUAUAGGAGUACACAUUCUGAAUUUAAAAAAAAAAAAAA
Messenger RNA from Trichechus manatus latirostris (Florida manatee), 2185 nucleotides. RefSeq names its product transmembrane protein 106B (gene TMEM106B). Gene Ontology annotation, cellular component: lysosomal membrane. Gene Ontology annotation, biological process: lysosome organization; dendrite morphogenesis; lysosomal transport. The transcript has 5 exons. Bases 212 to 790 code for a protein of 192 amino acids. The record is from RefSeq and is a predicted model, not a curated record. Lineage: Eukaryota; Metazoa; Chordata; Mammalia; Sirenia; Trichechidae.